Ananas comosus (pineapple) is the source of this 1875-nucleotide messenger RNA. RefSeq lists its product as uncharacterized. The transcript has 2 exons. Bases 349 to 1215 code for a protein of 288 amino acids. The record is from RefSeq and is a predicted model, not a curated record. Lineage: Eukaryota; Viridiplantae; Streptophyta; Magnoliopsida; Poales; Bromeliaceae.
UUUUUUCUUUUUUACGCAUGAAACCUCGGAGGGUUUUCGAUCGAUCGCGCUAGGGUUUUCGAUUUGGGGUUCGACCUAACGAUCAUUAAGAAGAAGAUGAAGUUGCGAUCGGGUUCAAAGAUCGAUGGAAACGUAGGAGGAGGGGGAAGAGGAGGAAGUAGCAAGGAGGAGAUAAGCCCUAAUCCAGAAAGAAUUGGGUUCAAAGUUCAAAUUUUUAGCACAUUUAGGGCUUAACAUUGUUAGGAAAAUGGCGGGUGUUCGGCUUGACUGGGAGAAGAUUAAUUUUACCUUGUUGUGUAAUUACUUCCUCCAUUUGCAAAUUGUGAGAAAUUUUAUUUGCAAGUUGUCAUGUCGCAGCAAUCGGUGAGUGCCCUAAAUUCUGCGGACAUGCGCAAGAUGAAAGAACAGUUGGAUGUGAUUAUAGGGCUUGUUAAGGACCGGCUUGCUAAGGACUGCGAGAUGAAAGAACAGUUGGAUGUGAUUAUAGGGCUCGUUAAGGACUGGCUUGCUAAGGACCAGGAAAAGAGAUUAUCGGUAAUAGAGCAGCAGGCGAAAGGACGAGAAGCCUUUAAGAAUAGGGUUAAACUUAUUCAGAUGAUGAAGGAAUGGAAUCUCGAGUUUGUCGGAACUUGUGAUCCCAUGAAAGCCGAAGAUUGGAUCAUGGGGAUGGAGAAGCACUUUUCUCUGUUCGGGACGACCGACGAGGAUAAAGUAACAAUCGCUGCUUUUAUGCUCAAUGAUGGAGCGCAUUAUUGGUGGGAGUCCGUGGAGUCCUCGCACCGUGAAACCGCUGGCCCCAUCACCUGGGAGACCUUUAAAAACGCCUUUUACGAUAGAUACUCACCGUGGAGUCUUCGUUUACAGAAGGAGAGGGAGUUCAGGGACCUUAAGCAGGGGGAUCGGAGUGUGGCAGAGUACGAGCUGGAGUUCUCUCGCUUGGCUCGCUUUGCUCCUCAACGAGUAAUGAAUGAAUAUAGUCGUGCUUCGAGGUUUUUGCAAGGGUUGAGACCUGAGAUCCGGUUUCGAGUUUAUGCUCUCAAUCCAAAGACGCUCCUAGAAGCAUCGCGCAAGGCCUUGCUUGUCGAGUCCGCAUAUAUCGAGUGUGAGCAGGAGGAAGAAGUUCAAGCAUCCAACAAGCAAAAGAACAGGAAGAGAGGCAGGUAUAACAAUUCUCACUUUGGUGGAUGGCAAAACAAUAGGACGCCGCAAAUGUGAGUUGCAUUAUCGUGGACAGGAGGAGCCGUAAGGGUUACUUGGUUUUGUCACAGAAAAGGGUCUCAUUUUGGUUGUGAUAGAGAACAGUUACCGCAAAACCUGCUAGUCGUAAAGUAGUAUUUACUAAAGUAGUUUAAGGUAAUCUUUUUCUGCUUCUCUCUCGUACUCAUGUUUGACUAUCGUCAAUGUUUACUUUGCGACAAAGUAUGGUUAGGUUGUAUAUAUAUGCGAUUAGGUUUGUGAACUGUGAUCUAUCUUCUAUAAGUUCCCUGUUAUCCUGAUGCAAGAUUCUUGGAUGUUUGGUUAAUUGUAUGGAUAAAUUGCACCAGUUGGGCCUCAACCUUCUAACUUAGUUUCAGUUUUGUCGUCGUCGACCGACAUAAACAUCGGGGGCUAACUUGUAACAAUUUAAAGGCUGAGGACAAAAUUGAAACUACGCCAAAAGGUUGCGAAUCCUUGUACAAUUUAGCAACAUUGUCACCAUAUUGAUCAGAAAUCCCAGCAGGAUGAAGAAUCUAGAGAACUGCUUCCUCUUGAACUUGUCCAACAUUUCCAUGAUUUACUUGUGCUCUCUCUUUUGUAUAUCUGAGGUGUCAUCUAUUCAAAUAUGGUUGUUAAAAUUUUCCUUGUUUGUUAUAUUAUCUCCCUUAUGUUUGUUUA